Messenger RNA from Arachis stenosperma, 741 nucleotides. RefSeq lists its product as uncharacterized. The record is from RefSeq and is a predicted model, not a curated record. The transcript is spliced from 2 exons. NCBI's taxonomy places the organism in Eukaryota, Viridiplantae, Streptophyta, Magnoliopsida, Fabales, Fabaceae. Bases 1 to 741 code for a protein of 246 amino acids.
AUGGCAAGUGAGGAAGAGAGUUUUCUUGUCUUAGUGCAUUGCUCUGGGAAAAUUAAAAGAAGCAAAAAAUAUGGUGUGAAGGUCACUGACAGAGAACCAUUGAGUGUAUUCAUCAGUCCAUCAAGCACUUUGUCAGAUGUAAAGAACAGCAUCUUGCAGAAAUUUGGGGUAUUUGGGAGCAAGUGGGUGAAGAAUCUAUUCUACAAGAUUCCCAUCGCAGUUGUCUCGACCGGUGUUAAGUAUGAUACGUUUGUGCUAGCGGCUGAUGAAGAUAUCAGGGUUCUAUUUCAUUGUGUCGGAGUUUUCCGGAGGUCAAAAUACACGAGCCGUAUGCAAAGUUGGAGGUUGGUGUCAAUAGUUCUGGGGCAUCAGCUCCGGUUCAUAGCUCGACUGCCGCGGGCGCAGGCAUUUGAGGUGGAUACCGGUGGUGGCAUGAUUCAUGAUGUUCAAGGCUUCGAAGAACCUGAUCGAGUAGAGAAUGCAAUGCGGGAUGAUGACUCUGACCAAGAGCUUGUAGAUAUCAUUGGGAACAGCGAUGAUGACACAGGUGCCAAUCCACAUACACAGCACAGGCCUUCAAGUUCUGGCAUACAGCAGUACCCUCCACACUUCUCCACUCUAAACUUGGAGGCUCUAGGUCAACAGGCGGACGGAGGUGCUACAAUUGGGAGUUCUUCUACAGAAUUUCAGAUUGGACAAUCAUUCCAGAAUAAAGAUGAAGCAGUUCUGAGUGUCAAAUGA